ACAGCACUUCACUAGCUGGCCUCCGUAACACUCACUCCACUCCGAUCCAGGUCACGACACCAAUGUAGCCCCUCCUGUCCUACACCACCUAAACCGCUCUGAGCUGGGAUUGAACGGGUGACCUUCCGCAUGGGAGUCGGUUGCUCUAGCAAGGAGGCUAAAAACCAUUGCCUCUAGCGACUGUUAGAGGAGUGAGGUUUACCUACACAGCACUUCCCUAGCUGGCCUUCAUUAGCAAAAUAAAAAUAGUACAUUUUGCAGACUUUUACUCUAAAUUGUUUUGUAACAAUCCAUUUUAAUCUUAGUCCUAAAGCCUGAUGUCGUCGUAUCAGAUCCGGGAGUAUCGGGAUGCCGAUUACGCAGACAUGAGGUUGAUUUACUCCACUGGCUUCAGAGAGCACGCUGGGACAGUGUAUCUUCAGGCCCUGCAAUGGGCUCAAGCUCUGCUCUGUGGAGUUUUUCUGCUCCUCCAAGUCUUCUUCGUAUCAUUCCUGACCUGCAUUGUGAGUAUUGGAGGAGUUUUGCUGGUUAUUCGGAUCUUAGUGCAGUAUUUUUUCAAACAGGGAAUUCAGCUUGGGCUCAGCGAGGAUCUGUUGGACAUCAGGAGCUCCUACAUGCAGACUGGGUGCAAGAGCUGCUUUUGGGUUGCCGAAGAGAAAGGGUCUAUUGUCGGGACGGUGGGCAUUUUGCCCUGUGUGGAGGAGCCAGGUGCCUGGGAACUGAAAAGGAUCUCUGUGAAAUGGGAGUUUCGGGGCCGUGGCGUCGCAAAAGCUCUUUGUAAAGCAGCCUUGGAAUUUGUUGCCAGACAUAAUGUGAGGAGAGUGGUGCUUUUCACCUCCAUGGUCCAAACUGAUGCUCACAAGCUGUACAACACCAUUGGGUUCCAAAAGGAAGAGGAGUUUGUGUGGCCGUCACUUCCUGGCAGGUUGAUCGAGUUUAUUGUGUUUAAAUAUGCACACAGGAACAGUACCGUGAUCUCAUUCUGA
Messenger RNA from Danio rerio (zebrafish), 986 nucleotides. The record is from RefSeq and is a predicted model, not a curated record. Lineage: Eukaryota; Metazoa; Chordata; Actinopteri; Cypriniformes; Danionidae.